GGAAGAUUUUGAAAGAAAGAAGCAAUGUCAUUCAACGGUAGGAGCUAUAACAUCCAAUCAAAACAACCAAAAAGUCUUGGCUUUUCACGCGGCGGAUGGUUGAUUCCUUUGCCGAUGAUAAGAUUCCGGAUAUGCCUUGGAAGAAGAUUCGUGAAAAUUCAUAAUGAAGAAAUUGGAACACGUAAGGGAUCAGGAAAUGGGUAUAAAUAUGAAGGGAGACAGGAGCCGGAAGACACUAAUGAAAGUGAAAGGGAGAUGAAGGUGAUCAUGAUCAGUAAAGCUGUAAUAUUAAUUUGGUUGAUUUUGUUUGGGCUGAGUUGUGCAUCCAAAAAAGAUACCCAAAAUGAGGGGAUAAUGGAUGGAAACAGGACGAGGUCGAAGGUGAAUUUGAUACACGUAGGAGCAGUUGUUGAUGAGCUGACUCCAUCCAUCGGUGGGGCGGCACAAAAAUGCAUCACAAUGGCACUGGCGGAUUUCUAUGCGGCGCAUCCCAAUAAUCGCAACAACUUGGUCGUACAUUUUAGAGAUUCACAGGACGUGGUUGACGCAACCUCAGCUGUGGUGGAUUUAGUGAAGAACGAAGAAGUGCACGCAAUAAUAGGGCCAGAAAGUUCGAGCGAGGCAACGUUCAUGAUAAAGCUAGGCGAAAAAGCCAGCGUCCCCAUAGUUUCGUUUUCGGCCACAAGCCUUUCGAUUUCGCCAUCGCAGAGCCCCUUCUUCAUUCGAACUUAUGACACCAUUUGGGCCUUGGCUCUGGCGGCUGAGCGGAUUGGAGAAGUCACCCAUCUGGGGUUUCUGAAGCCGCGCGACGGUAAUGAUGCGAAAACAGAUAUUGAUAACUUGGGGGUCUCGGAGGUUGGUCCGAAGCUGUUGAGGGAGAUUUCGAAUGUUCGAUUUCAGGGUUUGAGUGGGGAUUUCCACUUGGUGGAUGGGCAUUUGCAGCCCUCGGCAUUUGAAAUCUUCAAUGUGAUUGGGAGAGCGGAGAGAUUAAUUGGGUGCUGGACUCCCGAGAAGGGUAUCUGCCGAAACAUAGCCGAUGAUAUUGAUAACAAACCCAGUGGACACAAAUACUCUUCCUCGGUCAGUAAGCUGAAGAAGAUAAUAUGGCCUGGAGACUCCAUCACUGCACCAAAAGGCUGGGCUGUGCCUGCAGAUGGCGAAAAAUUUCGAAUAGGAGUUCCCAGAAAACAGGGGUUUAACGAGUUUUUGGAUGUGACCAGAAACCCUGACACGGGAGAGCUUAAUUUUACUGGAUUUUGCAUAGACGUGUUCAGGGCUGUUGCAGAUGCUUUGCCUUUCCAUCUUCCUUAUGAAUUUGAACUCUUCAGGGAUGAAGCUGGGGACAGCUCGGUUAUUUAUGAUGACCUCCUGCACCAACUCAACGAUAGCGACAAGAAAUUCGACGCGGUGGUAGGAGAUAUUACGAUUGUGGCCAGCAGAGCAAAUUACGUAGAUUUCUCAUUGCCAUAUACCGACUCGGGCGUCACAAUGCUGGUGCCAAUCAAACACAUCAUGCAACAUAGUAUGUGGGUUUUCUUAAAGCCUCUGAGCUUGGAUCUAUGGCUUACCACAAUAGCAGCCUCCAUAGCAACAGGGAUUGUUCUACUAAUCUUAGAGCACGGUGGAAGAAGAGAAUCAUUGCAGCCAUUGGAGCUACUUUCCUUAAUUCUUUGGUUUCCCUUCUCCUCCUUGGUUCUCCCUGAAAGACAAAUAGUGACCAAUAAACGGUCUAGGUUUGUGCUAGUGGUUUGGCUGUUUCUUGCGUUUGUCCUAAUGCAGAGUUACACGGCAAGCUUGUCUUCAAUCUUAAUGUCAGAUCAGCUCCAGCCCAAGUAUUUUAGCGUGAAUGAACUUAUAUCCAAGGGUUACUACGUUGGAUACCAAGAGGGUUCCUUUAUAAAAUCUUUGUUGACAGAGCAGUUGAAAUUUAAUGAAUCCAAGCUGAAAUCAUAUGCAAACGUGGAGGAGUAUCGAAAGGCAUUGUCUAAAGGAAGUCAAAAUGGUGGCGUUGCUGCAAUCUUCGAUGAAAUCCCUUACCUCAAGAUCUUCCUUACGAAAUAUGGCUCCGAUUUCAUCAUGGCUGGUCCUAUAUACCGAACAGACGGAUUUGGCUUUGCAUUUCCACUAAAUUCGCGGUUAGUACCUUAUGUAUCAAGAGCAAUAUUGAACGUGACAGAGGGAGAGAAAAUGGAGUCAAUUUCAACGAAAUACUUUGGAGCUGGAAAUCAAAAUCAAGACAGCUCAAUCUCAUCCCCCGACAGUAGUCCAUGUUUGGAGGUUUCCAGCUUCGGGGGGCUCUUUAUAAUCACCGGGAUAGCGCUGCUGCUGGCUUUGAUCGGCUCCAAAGCCUUCAUCUGGCAAAAGCCUGCCUCUGUCGCCAAGACAUACUUCAGAAAAUAUGUGUCCUUUCAACAGCUUUGUGAGUGUGAUGAGAAGGUUAAGGAAAUGGACGACAUGUCGAAAUCCUCGCCCAAAGCCGACACGUCGGAGCUGGCUGCAUCUGUAUCAAGUGAUGCAGGUUCAGAUCAUGCCUGCCACGAUGGAACYGCUUCUACUCCUGUAAAGCACACCACUAGCUGAAAUUUGUUUUACUUUCAAAAAUAAAAUCCUUCCCUGGAAGCAAAAUUUGAGAACUAUUAUUUAAUUCUCAACAUGUUGAUCUUARUAUAAUUUUUGAUCGGUA
This is a messenger RNA of Momordica charantia (bitter melon), 2683 nucleotides long. The record is from RefSeq and is a predicted model, not a curated record. NCBI's taxonomy places the organism in Eukaryota, Viridiplantae, Streptophyta, Magnoliopsida, Cucurbitales, Cucurbitaceae.